UACUACUGAUGCCAAUGUAACCCGCCCACCUUGGAGUCUCGUAGCGCCGCUGCGCCAUUGGCUGGGACACUACCGGCCCGGCAAGGGCUCGGUCUGGCAGAUAUGGCGGAGGUCAGCCUGAGGUUGUUUCGGGGAAGAUCUUGGCAACGCAGUGUCAAAGGAGGUGUUCGUGGCAAAGGAUGUACUGGCUCCCUGGUGUGGUCCUGCACGUCCUGCAGAGGGAAUGCAGGCUAUCCCCCACAGGACCGUCAUAAGCUGCUAUUAAAGACGCUGUGGCCCUCAGGGGCCACCACAUCCAACUCUGUCUGGGUGUCCAGGGAGCCAGUGAUUAAGGUUAGGCAGUGGCUGCUCUUCUUCUCUGGGUGGUCCAGCUCUAGAGCCUUCUCUGACCAGAAAGGGGGUCGCCGCCACGGCCCUGGCAAUGAUAAUUCGGAAUUGGUGCACCCACUGUACAGGAGCCGUACUGCUUACUAUGACAUCCUGGAGGUGUCUGGGAAAGCCACGCAGGCCCAGAUCAAGUCCGCCUACUACAAGCAGUCUUUCCGCUUCCACCCAGACCGCAAUAGUGGGGACAAGGCCUCCUCCAGGCAGUUCGGGCUUGUGACCGAGGCGUACCAUGUACUGGGGAGCAUCAGCUUAAGGAAGAAAUACGACCGGGGAACACUAAGCUUAAAAGAUGUCCAGAUGGCCAAGAAGCCCAAUGGAAAAGGUGGUACCUCUACAUCUAAAGGGGCCACUGGCCAGAGAGAGGCAUCCAGCACCUCGACCAACACCAGCCCUACCACGCCCAUGUUCGAUUUUGAUGCUUUCUACCAGGCGCAUUAUGGGGAGCAGCUGGCGAGAGAGCAGUCCUGGAAGGCGAGACGGGAACAUAUGGAGAAAAUCAAGGAAGAGAAAAGAAUGUCACAGCGACAGAACCGAAUGAAUGAAUUUUCAGCAUUAGUAUUGUUCAUAACUGCCACCAUUUUGCUGGUGACCUGCAGAAGUUGAGCGUUGGCCUACUGCAUAGACUCACAGUGAAUGGAAGCUUUUUGAAAAUGGUUUAACAUAAUGACUGGCACUUUAAGUGAUUGUUAUACACCUCUUGUUUUAGGUCUUUUGCUCCAUCAUGAUUUGUAAAGUAACUACAGGUAUAUUUUAAGGAGAGAACGUUGAUGUUACUUGAAAACCUCAAUGCUUUAUAUGACAGACAUAACAGUGUACGCAGUCUCUGGCCAAAGUACAUAGGUGGAUCUGAUUAUAGUUCGGUCACAUCUCUCCUGACUGAACAGUCUCAGAAUUAUCACACUUUAGUGGUGAUGAAAAGUGAGAAGAUGGUGUGUGUGAAUUGUUUUCUCUGAGAGAAAUCUUAAAUCUUUGUGUCCAGGUGAUCUUUUAUAAACAUAUUACAUGUGCAACUUGAAACUGUUUGUCUGAGGGUGCGACACUGUGGAGAUGAAACUGGUGCCUUUCCCAUAUCCUUUAUCUUGGAAACAGGACAGCUGCACUUUAUUUUAAUAGAUUGGGUAAAUUAUAAAUAUAAAAAAUGUAUAAUACCGUGUGUAAGUCUAUACAUACAUAAAAGCGGUUAUGGAAGACUUA
Molecule: messenger RNA, 1581 nt
Organism: Pseudophryne corroboree (corroboree frog)
Lineage: Eukaryota; Metazoa; Chordata; Amphibia; Anura; Myobatrachidae
Gene: DNAJC30
Product: DnaJ heat shock protein family (Hsp40) member C30
Exons: 1
Coding region: 103-990 (295 amino acids)
Source: RefSeq, a predicted model, not a curated record